AAAAGCACCAGCGGAGCAUGCGCAGUAGGGUUUCCUUCGUACUUGCCUGGCAGCCCUCAAGAGAGGCGAGGCGGAGGCGAGCGCCGCGCAUGAAUGCUGGUCAUGCGCAGUGGGGCGAACGGAGGGCGCGAUAAGUUGAGAGCAGCCUGGGGCGAUCGGCUGCGCAUGCGCCGUUUGGCGAACGAUAGGGCGACGGUGUUGUCUUGGCGGGACGGUUAAAUUGCAAAACCAACAGAACUGAACAUGAGACGAUCAGCAGCUCCUAGUCAACUGAUGGGAAAUUCAGUCAAAAAGCCAAGGUUUAUACCUCCAGGAAAAACCCAUAUGUUGUCUCUGAAAAAAGAAUCUGAACACCCAGGCUCAGAGGUGAAUGAGGGACAACUGAAUGGCUCAACAUCUGUAAACAUCUGUUCUACAACUUGUGACUUAAGUUCUACACUGGCUGUGAAAUCUGAUCAAGGAGAAUUUUGCUCUAAAAAUAAUAAUAAUGACUGCCAUUUUGAAACCGGAGUGAAAUCACCAUAUAGAACUAAAAUAGGUCCAGCGUGCCCAGUGACAACAGCAACAGCCAGGCACCAGGAGGAGCCUGGCUGCCUCACAAAAUACUUCAGCGUAGUGUGGUGCAAGGCCUCCAAGAAAAAACACAAGAAGUGGGAAGGUGAUGCCAUUCUUGUUGUGAGAGGGAAGUCGGUGACCCUGAAAGAUACAGAAGGCAGAGACAUUGGAAGAGGUGCUGGAUACAAAGCCAAAGACCUGGAGAAUUUUGACCAAGGCCAGACUCUGAUGGUUGGAGGCAAAGAAAUUGAAGUGAUGGGCGUAAUUGCAGAAGAGGACUUCAAAAGCGGCAAGUGUUUCCAGUCUGGUGUGAAGACUGCCGAGGAGAUUUGGAACGUCUCGCAAGCUGCUGCAAAACCAUUCUGCAACCCUUUCAAAAAUGUAUCCAAAACUAACACUGAAGGAAAUCCUCCCAAAGGCUCCCAGAACUAUAACCCACGUCAUGAUCCAUGCGCACCAAAUUGCUUAGUUAUGCUGCGCCCAUCCCCAAAUCACCAGCGGUUGUUCAACAAGUCGGGCUUGCCUGUGGUGGAUGUUGUUGUGGACCCCCACAUUGUCAACCAUCUUCGACCUCACCAGCGGGAAGGGAUCACAUUUCUUUAUGAAUGUAUGAUGGGAAUGAGAGUAAGCUGUAGAUUUGGAGCCAUUCUUGCAGAUGAAAUGGGUUUAGGAAAAACUCUGCAGUGCAUUUCAGUCCUCUGGACUCUCCUGCGUCAAGGGCCAUAUGGAUGCAAACCUGUAAUAAAACAGGCACUGAUAGUCACUCCUGGGAGUCUGGUGAAGAACUGGGGGAAAGAAUUUCAAAAAUGGCUGGGAAGUGAGAGAAUCAAGGUGUUCUUAGUGGAUCAGGAUCACAAAGUAGAAGAGUUCAUCAAUUCCCCGCUUUAUUCAGUCCUGAUCAUUAGUUAUGAGAUGUUUCUACGCUCCUUGGACCAAAUACAGAAGGCGCAGUUUGGCCUUGUCAUUUGUGAUGAGGGACAUCGCUUGAAAAAUGCUGCUAUUAAGACGACGACUGCACUUGCCAGUCUGUCUUGUGAGAGGAGAAUUAUUCUGACUGGUACUCCAGUACAAAAUGAUCUGCAAGAAUUUUAUGCAUUAAUAGAGUAUGUAAAUCCAGGAAUACUUGGUCCUUUGUCUACAUACAAAAAAGUAUAUGAGGAACCUAUUCUCAGAUCCCGAGAGCCUUCAGCGACAAAGGAAGAAAUUGAACUGGGAGAGAGAAGAGCAGCAGAACUAACUCGCCUCACUGGACUCUUCAUUCUGAGAAGAACCCAAGAUGUCAUAAACAAAUUCCUCCCUCCUAAAUUGGAGAGCAUACUUUUCUGCCGCCCAACAGCACUGCAGCUCAGUCUCUAUCAAAGUCUGCUGAGCUCUCCGUUUGUUAGAUCUUGCCUUCAAGGUAGUCUGGAAAAUAGCUCCCAUUUAAUAUGCAUUGGAGCUCUGAAAAAGCUUUGCAACCACCCCUGCCUUCUCUUCAAAGCAGUAAAGGACAAAGAAUGUGAUCGGAGUUGUGAUGUACAAGAGAAACAGAACCUCCAUGAGGCUCUGCUUGAUAUUGUUUCUCAAGAGCAUACCCCAACCUCUUUCUCUGAGACUGACUCGGGGAAGUUGAACGUGCUGACGCAGUUGCUGGCAGCAAUUCAGGAACUGAGCCCUGCAGAAAGAUUCAAAUGCAGUGAACAUGAAGGAACUGUAUUAGCCAGUAACAGAUCUACUGUAUUCUGGAUUGACAGAGUCGUGGUGGUAUCCAAUUACACACAGACCCUGAACAUAUUGCAAGAGGUGUGCAAACGCCAUGGAUAUUCCUAUGCGAGGCUUGACGGCAACACUCCCGUCUCCCAGAGACAGCAGAUCGUUGAUGGUUUUAAUAGUAAAUUCUGCCCAUCUUUUAUCUUCCUGCUGAGUUCAAAGGCUGGUGGCGUGGGUCUGAACCUUGUUGGGGCAUCCCAUUUAAUCUUAUACGAUAUCGAUUGGAAUCCAGCCACGGAUAUUCAGGCAAUGGCCAGAGUUUGGAGAGAUGGGCAGAGACAUACAGUUCAUAUUUACAGACUGCUUACUACAGGCACAAUAGAAGAGAAAAUCUAUCAGAGACAGAUCAGCAAGCAAGGGCUCUCUGGGGCAGUUGUCGACUUUUCCAAGGGAUCCGAACACAUCCGUUUUUCUGUUGAAGAACUUAGAGAUCUGUUCACCCUGCAUGAAGAGUCUAGCUGCCUUACCCACGAUUUGCUGGAGUGUAAAUGUACAGAAAAGGAAGGUGACCUAAGUGAGUUUUGUUUUGCUUUUGUUCCUCCUCUCCACUGGCCACUGGCUCCUCUCCAACUUGGUAUACAAUUUGGUUCCCAGCAUUCCCUUAAUGUCUCUAUAAAUUGCAAAAAUAGGGAUUGAUAGCUUUCAGUGGUGAUUGCUUUUAUGUGAAUAACAAAUUGCCUCUUUGAGGAACCUCUAAAUCAGGGAUGGAGAACCUGCUGUUGCCCGCCUGAUGACUAACA
Messenger RNA from Podarcis muralis (Common wall lizard), 3044 nucleotides. NCBI's taxonomy places the organism in Eukaryota, Metazoa, Chordata, Lepidosauria, Squamata, Lacertidae. The record is from RefSeq and is a predicted model, not a curated record.